This is a messenger RNA of Acanthosepion pharaonis, 510 nucleotides long. Lineage: Eukaryota; Metazoa; Mollusca; Cephalopoda; Sepiida; Sepiidae. The record is from the annotation of a GenBank genome assembly.
AUGUCAAUCUAUCUUUCUAUUUAUGUCUAUCUAUCUAUCUAUCUAUAUCGGCCUGCUUCAGAUCUAUCUAUCUAUCUAUCUAUCUCGGCCUGUUCAGAUCGAAAUAUCUAUCUCGGCCUGUUCAAAUCUAUCUAUCUAUCUAUCUAUCUAUCUAUCUAUCUAUCUAUCUAUCUAUCUAUGUCUGUCCAGAUCUAUCUAUCUAUCUCAAUGUGUUUCUUUCUUUCUUUCUUUCUUUCUUUCUUUCUUUCUUUCUUUUCUUUCUUUCUUUCUCAGUCUGUUUCUAUCUAUCUCAGCCUAAGCAUUCGUGACGUCACCUUACGAACGCCUUUUUUUCCCAUUGAUUUGAUUGUCUGUUCCUUUCCGCUUCUCCGUCACAGAUUUCCUUUCCCCCUCACCUUCGUUCUCCCCGGCAUGAUCCUCCCCAACCACGUGACCCGCCCUCUUCUUUUCACCUUUUCUGAGUUGAUUGCUAUUUACCUGCCUCGUCUUAAUGCCGUUACACUUCUCUGA